Messenger RNA from Paramecium pentaurelia, 1136 nucleotides. The record is from the annotation of a GenBank genome assembly. Lineage: Eukaryota; Ciliophora; Oligohymenophorea; Peniculida; Parameciidae.
AAUGUGUAUUGAUGAUAUUUAUUUAACAAAACCUAAAACUAAAUUCACUAUUGAAUCAGGAUAGAAUGAUGAUUUUACAUAUACUUGUGCCUCUAUGUAAGGAUGGAGAAAAACAAUGGUAAUUAAAUCUAUUAAUUUUUUAUGUAGGAAGAUGCAAUUAUCAAAGUAAAACUAUCAACAGGAGAAUAUUUAUUUGGAAUAUUAGAUGGUCAUGGAGGAUUUGAAGUUUCAUCUGUUGUUUCCAAAUAUUUACCGCGCUUUUUAGAAUCAAAUAUUAAAUUUAGAAAUAAACAAUAUGAAGAGAGUUUAAUGGAAUCAUUUAUUGAUAUUGAUAAAUGGUUAAUAACUCCAGAAGGACUUAAUGCAUUAGUAGAAGAGAGAUUUUAAAUGUCUAUUGAAGAUGGUAUUAUUAUUUAAUCUUAUUGAAGUGAUAAAAAACAUUAAGAAUUAAAAGAAACAAUUCAAUAAAUAACUUUUUGAUUUAAGUGAAUUAUCUAAAUUAGCUCCUAAGAAAAUUGUAGAAUUGAUUGGUACUUCAAUUAUUGAUGAAAGUGGUACUACAGCCAAUAUAAUUUUGAUAACUAAAGAUUCAAUAUAUUGUGCAAAUAUAGGAGAUUCUAGAUCUGUUGGUAUAUAAAAGGGAAAACCUAUUAUUAUGAGUUUUGAUCAUAAACCAACUCAUGCAAAAGAGAGAUCAAGAAUUUGUAAUGCAGGUGGAUUUGUGGCUGAUGGUAGAGUUUGUGGAGCUCUAUCACUUUCAAGAGCAUUUGGAGAUUAUUAAUAUAAAGAUGAUAUGGUGAUAGCUAUUCCUGAAAUUAGAGUUUUUAAAAAUAUAUAAAUGAUUUUUAUGGCUUGUGAUGGAAUAUGGGAAGGUUUAAAUGAUAAUGGGGAGAAUCUUACUUAAAAAUUAUAUAAAAAUAACAAAGAAUAAUGUAAAUUAUUUAUUUUAAUACUGUUUAGCUGAAUAAAAAUUAAAAUCAAUUAUGAAUUAAAUUUUAGCUCCUUCAAUGACUGAAUAAACUGUUUGGGGUUUAGAUAAUAUGUCUUGCAUACUUAUAGAAUUUAAGAAUUAAUAAUAAAAAAACAAUAAAAGUACAUUAAAAAUAAAAAAAACUAUUAAAAAACAGAAAAAAUGA